Molecule: messenger RNA, 885 nt
Organism: Acanthosepion pharaonis
Lineage: Eukaryota; Metazoa; Mollusca; Cephalopoda; Sepiida; Sepiidae
Source: the annotation of a GenBank genome assembly
AUGAUUAAAGGAACAUUCCACAAGACAUCAAAAGCAAACAAAUCUAUCUAUCUAUCUAUCUAUCUAUCUAUCUAUCUAUCUGCAUAUGCAUACAUUUUCUUUCUUCAUUAUAUUUUCCUUCAUGUUUUUCUUUUUAGAGAUCUUUUUUUUUAUUUAUUAUUUUCUUUCCACGUUUUCGUGAUCACUUCUUGGAAUACGCUAUCAUUUUUCUUUAUUGUUUUUCACUAUUUUUAUCUUCUUUCUUCAUCGUCUUUUAUUUCUCGUCUGCGUUAUUCAAUUCAUUUUUUCUUCCUUUUUCUUUACAAAUUUUGUCUCUCCGUUUUCGCCCAUGUGAUUCUUUUACUUCUUCGAAAGUCUUUGUCUUUUCUCUUCUUUAAUUUUUUUCUUUCUUCUUUUUCUUUUGUCUUCCUUCUUUUUCUUUUUUCUUCUUCUUCGACUUAUCCUCCUUCAUUUCUUCUUCGUUUCUUUUUCCUCGUUUUCCAUCUUCGUUUUUUUUUUUCAUCUUUUAUUCUUUUUCAUUUCAUUUUUCUUCCUCAGUUUUUUCCUCUUCAAUUACGCGUACAUUUUUUUUCGUUUUUUUCUUCAUCUUUUAUUCUUUUUCAUUUCAUUUUUCGUCUUCGGUUUUUUCUUCUUCAUUUACGCUCUCAUUUUUCUUCUUCGUUUUUUUCUUCAUCGUUUAUUCUUUUUCAUUUCAUUUUUUUUCCUCGGUAUUUUUUCUUCAUUUACGCUAUCAUUUUUUUUUUCGUCUGCCUUCCAAAGAACGUGAUUAAACUGUUCCUGUCGUUCUAUCUAUCUAUCUAUCUAUCUAUCUAUCUAUCUAUCUAUCUAUCCAUCUAUCCGAAUUUAUAUCUAUCUAUCUAUCUAUCUAUCUAUCGACAUAUUUAA